Messenger RNA from Nilaparvata lugens (brown planthopper), 3421 nucleotides. RefSeq lists its product as uncharacterized. The record is from RefSeq and is a predicted model, not a curated record. Lineage: Eukaryota; Metazoa; Arthropoda; Insecta; Hemiptera; Delphacidae. The transcript has 3 exons. The coding region runs from base 796 to 1497 and encodes 233 amino acids.
AAUAUGAUUGGGAGAAGACAACAGGCAUAGCCCAAAACUGUCUUCUCCCAAAUUUUUACAAAUACAAGUGUCAAAAAGAAUAAGGUUAAGAUUUCACUUUCACUUCAAAAAGUCCAAUUGUAAUAUGUGACUCCUCCAAGCAAUGAUAGACCGACUUCAAUAGUGGCUUAUUAUUUAAUUUACUUAAACUCCGUAAGACUAAAAUUCCUCUCGCUAUUUUACUUUCAAUCUUAUCCAAUUGUUCCCCCCAACCCAGCUUUUCCACCAAAAUCACUCCUAAGAAGUCCGUCGAGCUCUUGAUCACCAAUUCCGACUCUCCAAUGAAUAACUUAGGUGUUUCAUUGUGUCUCAACCUCCUACUCUGAUGGGUUUGUAGACACAUAUAAUUGGUUUUCAACAUAAAUUUAUUAUUUGCAAAAUAUUGGCACAGACUAUUCAUCUUGACAUAGGAUUCAAUUUCCAAUUUUCUUAAGUCUUGACCCUUUGUCACCAGAGUCGUAUCAUCUGCAAAAACUGGAAGAUUCUCAAUGGGUACCGAUCCUGUAACAUCAUUCACAUAGAUCAAGAACAACAAGGGGCCCAGAAUAGAACCCUGAGGGACCCCAGAAACAAUUAAUUUAGACUCGUUGCUGCCUGCUUUGAGCAGGCAACGUGGAAUAAAUAUAGUGGACAACUGUAUCUUCUCUAUGGGUUUUUGCCAACCACCCUGGACACAACUUUGGGCGAAAGCCCCACCCUACAUUAGCGUGGUCUUGUGGUGAUUUGUUGUUCUCGUUGCGUUGAUGUCAGGUCAGGAUGGCAGACUGUAGUGAGAACGAGUGGUCCAGGACAAAACUUGUGAAACUAAUUCAUCUUUAUCGCAGCAGAGAGGUUCUCUGGAAUUCAAAAUACCCAUCAUUUAAGGACAAAAUCUUGAAAAACCUAGCCUGGGGUGAAAUUGCAGCCGAGCUUGAUGUUAAUCAAUAUGAAGUUCAGAACAAGGUGAAGAACCUGCUUACCUGUUUUCGAAGAGAGGAGAAGAAACUAGAGAGAGGGGUCCCAGGCAAAUGGUGGGCGUUUGAGUCUAUGCUCUUCCUAAAAGACAAUUCAACACCAAGGAAGAUCACCGAGACUGCGAUUAGUGGUGAUGAGAGAAACGCCCAGGAGCAAGAAAGUGAUGAGCGUGACAGAGAAAUUGACAAAGGAAACCAAAACCAACUUGAGAUUUUGCUGGCUACACCUGGUGCUUCACCGUCUUCCUCCGUCUACUCCAACCCACCUGCCGCAAAGAGGAUAAAGCAUUCCGUGUUUCAAAACUCGUUUGAAUCAGGAGAGAGUUCUUUUUCAGAAACAAAUGAGUUUAGACUUUUUGGCGAGUAUGUGAGUAGUCAGGUUGAGAAAAUCCGCAGUGCAAGACAAAGGUCAAUAUUGAAACGUAAAAUAUUAAACUUACUCUCUGAUGCAGAGCUGGCGCAGGCUGAUAAUGACAGUAAUAUUGAUCUGUCAUCCAUACUAUAAAUUCUUCAGGUGAAGAAGUAUAGAUAUCAGUAACAAUCGACUGAAUCGGUCAUGUUAUUUCAGAACGAUCAAUAAAAAACUGUUCCAUUCGUAAAAAAUAAUGUAUGCCUUUGUUUAUAAUCUACUAUUUUAAGAUAGUUACUAGUUUAUUAGUUUGUAGUAUCUAUUGUUCGGCUUUACAGUUCGAAAAUAUUAUAUUUUUACUGAAAAAUUAUGGGCUGGAUUCCUAUGUUUAAUUGCAAAGCAAAAUAAUGAAAUAAUUAUUUUAUUUUUCAGAAAAAAUCAUAAUAGAAUUUUUGUAAUAAUACCAUACACAAAUAAUAACAAUUGAAAACGAAUAUUAAUGUAUCUUGAUUAAAUUACACAUAUACAAAGCUUUAAAGCUGACCGCAUAUGGGAGCAAAUGUAAAAAUUGUUUACAUAUUAUAUAAAAAGUGGCUGGACAAAAAUACUGUGUGUUUAAACAUAGAUAAAUAAAUUUAAAUCACUUUAUGAUUUUAUAAGAAAAAAUUUUCCAUGCUCAUAUUAUAUUGGAUCUGUUUACAGAUUUCUUCACAUAUCUUUUAAAUUCUUUCUUAUUGGCUCAUAGUUGAUAUUUAAUAAUAAUUUUAGGUAAUGUCAGAGGCCCUGAAAUUGAUCUGAAAUCUCUUACACUUACAGCCAGGUCUCACGAUAUUAUCCAUUAUUGUUUUAAAUAAUAAUAUUCUUUGUACACCUUGUCAUAGUGGAGUCUAUACAAGUAACUUUUGCAAAUAUAUUAACUUACUGUCAUUUAAUAUAUUGCUAUGUAUUAUCACUCACUAAUAUCAUUGUCAUCUUAUCGAUUAAGCAUACUCAUGCUCAGCUUCGAAUACUGUGAGUAGAAUAAAAUUAGAAUGAAGUGAAUUAGAAUACAUUUGGAAAACCAGAUAAAAAUCUUUCUCUGUAACUUCACUCUAACCUCAAUUAUUACCUACAGUUAACUAUAUAAUUACAAUUUAAAAAAUUGAUAGCAAAAGUUGAAGAUAUCUUUGUGCUUUUAUUGACGGAAAUAUGAAAUUUAAAAUUCAUCAACAAAGCAAUAAAAUAACUUUCCUAGAAACAUAUUAAACUGAAAAAUUCAAAGUCAAGAAAUUAUCUAGUAAUGCUGUACAUUGCACUUUUUGAUUCUAUAAUUGAAAAUAGCAUUAAGGUGUAGGAGACUAUUACAAAAACAACAUUGGUUUAUCUAAAAGUUGUUUAUUGUAAGUUGUUUAUUCUAAAACAACUUGACUUUCUAAGAAUAUAAUGCUUUGACAAUUAAGGUUGUUGAGCAUUAUGAUGAAUGUUGUUUAAUUUAUCAUACAUCAAUUCGAUUUUCUUUGCGCGAAUAACAUAGGCAAUAGCAAUUGGUAAUAUACUCUUAGGCUCAACUCACACUUAAGAGACUCGACUCUAGUCGAGAACAUGUAUUCAAAUGGUGACGUCGCGGAGACUAGAAUCGACUGGUCUGAGUGUCACCGUUUGGAAACAUAUGCUCUCGACUAGAGUCGAGUCUCUUCUCGGCCUGAGUCGCGUAAGUGUAAGUUGAGCCUUAGACUUUAGGACUACCUCAAUUAAUAUAUCAAUACUAACUUAACUAAUAACAAGGGACAGAUACUAUAACUUAGCAAUAGAACUGUUCAUGAUAUUCCUGCACAACAUUUUUUUGUGCCAAAAUAGAAACAUGAAAAAUAAAAAACAUGACAAUAUUUGGAUUAAUACUACCGGUGUGUAUUAGAGAAUAUCACUUAGGAAUCUUGAGUAGGAGAAGGAGAGGUAAUACACUUCCAUUUUCAACACCACAACUUUGAAUUGGUUUAAGCCUUCCUCUUUAUUGUACGAAUGAAGCUUUUUGAUAUUGUAUUUUUAUGUUUGUCCUGUAUAAUUGUUUUGUGAGAAAAUAAAUUCUUGUUUUCAUAAAAAA